Formica exsecta is the source of this 6589-nucleotide messenger RNA. RefSeq lists its product as uncharacterized. Gene Ontology annotation, molecular function: chitin binding; serine-type endopeptidase activity; protein binding. The transcript has 26 exons. Gene Ontology annotation, cellular component: extracellular region; membrane. NCBI's taxonomy places the organism in Eukaryota, Metazoa, Arthropoda, Insecta, Hymenoptera, Formicidae. The record is from RefSeq and is a predicted model, not a curated record. The annotation marks the transcript as partial. Gene Ontology annotation, biological process: proteolysis.
CGCAGCAUUCAAAUAGAACCUCGUUCUCUAAAAUGGCAACAACUAACGCGGGACAACGUUUCGCCUAAAUCUGACACAAAAAAUUGGAGCUCUUGGCGAAAAGCUUCGGGCAGCGAAAUCGAACAACGAACACAGAUUGAUAUUGAGAAUUAUGGUCCUCCUCAAGUUUCCGAGCAAAUUCCUGAGCAACAACAUAACUUGGAAUUUGAUAAUUUGGAGCAACGAGAAAAUCUGAAACCUCCUGUUGAAUACAGAGAUUUAAUUAAUUUUGAUAAAAAUUAUGGGCAUUUUGAGAAUGAAUCGAAAUACGGAAAUCGGCCUCAUAACGAGAUUGAUUUUCAGCAUAAACAUCCACAGAGAAAUGAAGGAACUAAGGAAAUAAAUGUGGGAUUUCAGAAUGAGGAUUAUGAAGGCGUGGCUAUUGAUAGCACGAAACCACGAAAGGAAAAUAUAGUUCUUUCGCAUAAACCUCAUCACAAAGUGGCUAAGUAUGAUUCUCGGUUGGGCGUUCAGUGUCCUGAUCACAAUUCUACAGGGCAAUUUGUUUAUCCGCCAGAUUGCAAGUUUUUCGUCAAUUGCUGGCAGGGUCGUGCAUUUGUCCAACCGUGUGCUCCAAACACUCAUUUUAAUCCGGACACCUUGGAGUGUGAUUUUCCACAUAAAGUGAGAUGUUACGAGAAUGAAUUCAUCGAUUUUAAAGAGUCAUUAGAUUCUGAAUCCCAAUUAGUUAAUCGGAAAUUGCAAAAAUUGAUAGAACCGAAAUGUCCACCGUAUUUGAUUGGCUUAUUACCACAUUAUGGAGAUUGUACAAAAUUUGUGCAAUGUGCGCAUGGUGUGACCUACAUUAUGAAUUGCGACAUUGGAACAGUCUUCAAUCCUACUGUUGGUGUAUGUGAUUGGCCGCGAAAUGUAAAAGGUUGCGAAGAUACUUUUAAAUCUGACGAAGAUGACAAAAGAAUGCCACUUACAUCUUUAAAUUCGAACUUUGGACGCGAUAAGUCAGCAUAUGCCGAAGUAAAAAGAAUUAUAUGCCCUGCGGAUUUUACAGGAUUAUUAGCUCAUCCAGAGACAUGCAAAAAGUUUCUCCAAUGUGCAAAUAGUGUUACUUAUAUAAUGGACUGUGGUCCUGGAACAGUCUUUAAUCCUGUUACAACGGUUUGUGAUUGGCCGUACAAUGUAAAGGGUUGCGAAGAUACUUCUAAACCUAACGAGGAUGACAAAAGAAUACCACUUACAUCUUUAAAUUCGAGCUUCGGACGCGAUAAGUUAGCAUAUACCGACGUAAAAAGAAUUACAUGCCCUGCGUAUUUUACUGGAUUAUUACCUCAUCCAGAGACAUGCAAAAAGUUUCUCCAAUGUGCAAACGGUGCUACUUAUAUAAUGGAUUGCGGUCCUGGAACAGUCUUCAAUCCUGUUACGACGGUUUGUGAUUGGCCGUACAAUGUGCCCAGCUGUAAAACAGAUAAAUCCGGUGAUGGAAUUUACAGGACAGGAGCUCGUACUUGGUCACCAUCUGCCGAAGCCAGAGGUAUCACGUCAUGGUCGAAUUCAGGCCCUUAUAAUCAUACAACUAACACUCGUAAUCAUAUUUUUCAAUCGGGAUAUAGCACGACAAAGAGUCCAACAUAUAGAUCAACAUGGAGACCAUUUACGACAACCUUAAGUCCACGAUGGAUACCAACGUGGACAACCGCGAGACCAUUUUAUAAUCGUUCCAUUACAAAUUAUCAUGAUCCUAACAGUCCUGUGCGUGGAGAAAAUCGAUACAAAGAUCAUGGAUCGCAUAAUUUAGGAUGGAAACCAAGUGGAAAUUUAGGACGUCCUUUCGGUGGCAAUUACGAUCCGAAAGAAGCGGAAAGUCAGAGAUAUGAUCAAGAACCACAAGGAACUCAUAUUCCCGAUCGUCCAGAAGGACCAUGGUUACAGGCACAUACAAAUCCAGAUUAUCAUUAUGGCUAUCAAUAUUAUCCUCAAGGUUACCAUCAUCAUCAUCAUCAUCAUUAUCACAAUUAUGGAUCUACAUCGAAUCCUUCGGAAAAUACAAAUUGGGCUAAUGUCGCUGCUACUAGUGAUCAACAAUAUAAUCAAGGAUACUACCCUUCAAAUACCGAUAGUAAUUGGCGUCCUAAUUACAAUUAUAAUCAUAAUUCUCGUCAUGAUUACCAUAAUUUUGAAAAUGCUGCAUCAGACAAAACGGAUCAGAGGCAGUUUCAACCUCCUGGAAGAUACGACGAAGAUAACAUUCAGUUUCACGACAGACAUAAUGAAACAAAGUUUGACACCGACGGAAAUAUGCCGGCAAAUCGACAAAUCGAUUAUGACUUUUCCUCGAAUAGACAAAAUUAUGAUAGGACGACUCCUGGGCUUUAUCAUCCUAGUUUUAAUCGUACUUCUUCAUCCGUUGGAAAUAUUUUUCCAAAUAGUGAUAAUAAAUCAACCGAGAGUUGGGAUCAGAUCCAGGAUGGAUUGAGACAAGACAAAUUAUCUCCUCCUUGGACAGGGCAAGAAAAUAUCUCUUGGAAUCAGCCAGAUAGAUCUAAUUUCAAACCAAAUACGUGGCAUGGUCAAGAAAAUCGAGGAGAAGUACAAACGGAAAGUCAGACACAUCCGUGGGAUCAAGGUACUGAUAGUAAUUAUGCAUCAUUCACAACGAGAACGCCAAUGACAACGACGACGGAGAGAAUUUCAAAUAUACAAUCUGAGCUAUCAAGGAAAGGAAGAGAUUUUGCAAAUAGUACGACAGAAAGAGAAUCGCAUAAUUUCGGUAUCACAAGCGAAUCCAAUUUACCUAAUGUUUCAAUUGAAGACGAUGAUUAUGGGAGCGCUAGCAAUACAAAAAUAAGUAAUGUAGAUUCUGCUACCCCAAAUGUUAUCGAACCCGACAUAAAUGAUUACGACGUGGAUGUAUUAGAUGACAAAAAUGUCUGGAAGCCCAGACUAGUUUUCGAAAAUAAGACCAAGACCACGACAGCUCCAUCGGUCAUUAUGAAAAUUGGCCCGAAGAAAACCGAUGUCGAACUUUUUAAUAUCGAAGCGGCACCAUUUAAGGAAGAAGAAGCUCCAUUCCCAGUUUAUUAUGUACAACCAGUGCAACCAUUGACUCAUUCAAAAAAAUCCGUUCGACCAACACCCAUAUCUGGUCAGGUGAUUCGCUUGAGAGGUGGUUCGGGGCCUAAUGAUGGCUAUGUUGAAGUCCAAGGUACACUACCUGGUUGGGGCAUUGUAUGCGAUUCCAGAAAUAGUUGGACAUUAAAAGAAGCUCAUAUUUUAUGCAGACAGCUUGGCUAUAUCAGAGGCGCUGAGAUGGCUUGGCAAGGCAGAAACAAUCGCAAUGGAGUGCCAACUUGGAUCGCUGCGAAUACUGUAACGUGUCUCGGCAAUGAGACCAGAUUUCAAACAUGCAAAUUCACACACAAUGAAGAAUGUCGCGUGGCUAGAGAUGCGAUUGGUGUGCGAUGCGUUCCUAAUCGUAUAGCACAUUGUCGCAAGGACGAGAUAUCGCACAAUGGACACUGUUAUCACUUGGCUCAUCCUGAUAACGGACUCAAUCAUGCCGAAGCAUUGGAGCACUGUACACGAAGGAAUGCACGACUCAUCGACGUCACUAGCCAGGCGGAAAACAACUUUGUGUCAGAGUUGCUAUUGCAAUCGUAUCCGGAAGUUAACUCAAUCAUGACUUCUGGUUUCGGUUUCACCACAAUGAAUCGAACCUUGUGGCUCUGGGCGGAUUCCGCGCGUGCUAAAUUCAAAUUUACAAAGUGGUGGCCUGGAUGGAUGAAUGAUACGAAACAACCACCAUGGGUAGGCUAUCGUCCUCUUUGUAUUGUGAUGAAACGAAAAUUUCCGUGUUAUGAACGACCUGAGUCGACGUGUGAUACAGAUUAUUUUUUCUGGGACACUGAAGAUUGCGCAACUGCUUCGCAAGGGCAUUUCUUUAUUUGCAAGAGACCUUACGAUGAUAUUGGUUGCGUAUACGGAAAAGGAAAUCAAUACACUGGUAAAGCCAAUGUAACAAUAUCAGGAAAUGCAUGUCUUUCAUGGGCCGAUGAAAGAAUUGCACAUCAAUUACAUGUGAAUGUUGUUAAUAAAGAAGUUCGGGAUAAAUUAAAAACGCAUAACUACUGCAGAAAUCCUAAUCCAGGAAAGGAAUCAAGACCAUGGUGUUUUAUAGUACCUGGAAAGUAUGAAUAUUGCGAUAUUCCUGCCUGUGGAAAUAUUGAUCCAAGACGGUCAAUGUUGACUGGCCAAUGCAAACCUAAACAUUUCGAAUGUAUGCCAGGAGAAUGUAUCCCAUCCCCAUGGGUUUGCGAUGGAGAGGAGGAUUGUACAAAUGGAGCCGACGAAAGAAGAUGCAUGUUGGAUCUUAGUCUCUUUCAAAAAUCUGCAAAACAUAAACUUGAGGGCUACGAUGUGGAAAAAUGGUUGAACACACCGUUGAAAACCUGUGCUCUAAGAUGCAAGGAAGCCGAUUUCACUUGUCGCUCGUUUAAUCACAAAUCGAAUGGUAAUGUGUGUUUAUUGAGUAACAGCAACAUUGGGUUGACUGGUGCUCUUAAGCCCGAUAAGCAGUUCGAUUAUUAUGAAAUGAGAGAGAGAAGCAUGAACUGCAAUGACAUGUAUAUCUGCAAUAAUCACAAAUGCAUAAAUCAAACACAAGUCUGCGAUGGCAAAAAUGACUGCGAUGAUCGCAGUGAUGAGAAUAUCUGCACUGCUGAAAAUCUUGAUUACGAUAUUCGCUUGGCUGGUGCAAAUAACAGUUAUGAAGGUCGAAUAGAAGUAAAAAUUUUAGGACAUUGGGGACAGGUAUGUGACGAUGGCUUUGGAAUGAUCAAUGCUGACGUCAUCUGCAAAGAGCUCGGUUUCGAUCUCGGAGCUUUGGAAGUCAGAUCGGGUGGAUUCUAUGGAAAUCUCGAUCCACCUACGAGAUUUAUGGUGGAUCAGUUGAAGUGUCGGGGAAACGAGACUACACUACGAGAAUGCGAUUUUAACGGAUGGGGAAUCCAUAAUUGUCAACCGGAAGAAGCUGUUGGCAUCGUAUGUAAGACUGCGGUCAAUACCUGUCAGGAAGGUCAUUGGAAAUGCGAUAAUAGUCCUACUUGCAUACCUACCCCAUUUAUUUGUGACGAGGUAGUCGAUUGCCCAGAUCGCUCCGAUGAGAGUCCGGAACAUUGCGAUGCACCGUUCGAGUUGCGCUUGGCAAAUGGUAGCAAUUCUUUGCAUGGAAGAGUAGAAGUGCGUCAUCACGGUGUAUGGGGUACUGUAUGCGACGAUGAUUUUACGAAUGCCACGGCAACUGUUAUUUGUAGAUCUUUGGGAUAUGGUGGUAUCGCAAUCGCCAAGAAGGAUGGCUUUUUUGGACCUGGCCAAGGACCUAUAUGGCUUGACGAGGUAUUCUGUCAUGGAAACGAAUCGCAGUUAUAUCGUUGCGAGCAUAAUCACUGGGGCCAACAUAAUUGUGAUCAUAAUGAGGACGCAGGUGUAAUUUGCUCACCUGGAAAUGUUAACAAUGCUGAGUCAUACUGGAUAAACAACCCGGAACUUCCAGAACGAAACAUCGACGAGCUACUUCCGUCAAAUUGUGGUCAUCGCGCCAAAGAUUUUAAUGACGAUGAUGAUUUGAUAUUUCAAAAAGUAGUACAUGGUAACGUUGCACCAAAAGGCACCUAUCCUUGGCAGGCCAGCAUACGAGUCCGAGGGCAUAGUCGAUCAAGUCAUUGGUGCGGUGCGGUCAUGAUAUCGCCUCUACAUCUACUAACAGCGGCACAUUGUCUGGAAGGUUACAACAAAGGCACCUAUUUUGUUCGUGCGGGAGAUUAUAACACGGAUAUAGACGAAGGAACGGAAGCGGAGGCCAACAUCGAGGAUUACUACGUGCACGAGGAAUUCCGCAAGGGUCACAGGAUGAACAAUGAUAUCGCUUUGAUUCUACUUAAAGGCCACGGUAUCUCGCUUGGCAAGGAUAUCAUGCCAAUUUGCUUGCCGCCCGAGAACACCGACUAUUCACCUGGACUCAAUUGCACAAUCAGCGGAUUCGGAAGCAUCGAAACGGGAAAGACGACGCAAUCAAAGGAUUUACGGUAUGGCUGGGUACCUUUGUUGGACCAAUCAAUCUGUCAGGCUAGCUAUGUUUACGGCGAAGGUGCUAUAAGCGAGGGAAUGAUGUGCGCUGGAUAUCUUGACGAGGGUAUCGAUACGUGCGACGGCGAUUCCGGAGGUCCUUUGGCGUGUUAUCAUAAUGGAGCUUUUACUUUAUAUGGAAUAACCAGUUGGGGUCAGCAUUGUGGCAAGGCAAACAAACCUGGAGUUUAUGUUCGCGUUGCGUAUUAUCGUCGCUGGAUCGAUCAAAAAAUUAAAGAAUCACUAGCGGGUAGAUAAAAUUUUAAAUCACAAAAUUUUUAAAAAAGGAAAACGUCUGUGUGUGUAUAUGUGUGUCUGUGUGUGCUACUUAUUAAUUUGUUUAUAAGAAAAGUUAAUACAUGUCGGGCCAAUGUACAUAAACAACAAUUGCGAAUUAUAAUUCUAUUAUUAUUUGUAAAUAUAUUAUAAUAAAAUAUUUACUUUGUUGUGUUAUAUAUAUUUUAUAGGAGAA